Molecule: messenger RNA, 558 nt
Organism: Adineta ricciae
Lineage: Eukaryota; Metazoa; Rotifera; Eurotatoria; Adinetida; Adinetidae
Source: the annotation of a GenBank genome assembly
AUGGAAAACGAAGGAAAUAUUCGAGCAGAUGUGAACAACGAUGACGACAUCAGCAAUGGUUCGGCGCACUUGCUUUCCAAAAGAAUGAGCAUCGGUCGAUUACGAAAAUAUCUUCUUGUUUUACUUUCAAUCAUGAUCGCUUUCUCUCUCUUCUACUUGCUUUUCGUCAGCUUGCCCUGUAUGAAGUAUAUCAACUCAUGGUAUUGUGAACAUUUCAAUCGACGAUACGAAUUCAGCUGGGCAUUAGUCUCGCUUAUCUACGAUACCCUUUGGCUUAUAGUCACUUUCCGUUCUCAUGUAAAAGGAUUAUUAUUCUUCGCAUGGCUGAGUACAAUCUUAUUAUGCAUAUUUGGAGUAUUUCUCAUCGUUGCUCUUCUGGCGAUCUUUCAAACAAUGCUGUAUUUUCAUAUGAUCGAAACUCAUAUUAUAGUUGCAUCCGUGAUUUCAGUUGUUUUGUGCAUAAUAACGUUAGUUUUACAGUUAAUAAUCAUUCUAUUCUCAUUUAAGUUAUCGAAAUUAAUCUCGAAAAGCAUCGAAAAAGUUGAUGAUUCGUUAUGA